Molecule: messenger RNA, 1043 nt
Organism: Mastomys coucha (southern multimammate mouse)
Lineage: Eukaryota; Metazoa; Chordata; Mammalia; Rodentia; Muridae
Gene: Abracl
Product: ABRA C-terminal like
Exons: 3
Coding region: 287-532 (81 amino acids)
Biological process (GO): regulation of actin filament-based process
Source: RefSeq, a predicted model, not a curated record
CUUGGGCACGCGCCCCUUGUACCCCACUCACGGGAACCCCACUCGGCCGGCCGGCUCGCUUCCUCACUGGGGUCACGUGACGUUUUGCCGGCCGGGGGCGGACCGGGAGAGGAGCAGUCCCAGUCGAUGUUUGCAGAGGUGCAACGUGUGUGUUUUGCACUUGGCGUCGGCUUGGUUGGGAGGGGGCUGGGGGUGAGGUUACAGGGUGCGGAAGGGCUGGAGGGGGUCCCGGGGGAAUGAAGUGGGGUCACGACGUUGCUCUCUGCAGUACGGAAGGCAGUCAGCAAUGAAUGUGGAACAUGAAGUUAACCUCCUAGUGGAGGAAAUUCAUCGUCUGGGUUCCAAAAAUGCUGAUGGAAAAUUAAGUGUGAAGUUUGGGGUCCUCUUCCAGGAUGACAGAUGUGCCAAUCUCUUUGAAGCAUUGGUAGGAACUCUGAAAGCUGCAAAACGAAGAAAGAUUGUUACAUACACAGGAGAACUACUUUUGCAAGGUGUUCAUGAUGAUGUUGACAUUGUAUUGCUGCAAGAUUAAUGUGGUUUGCAUAGCUUGGUGUCUCUGGUAAACUGGAAUAAUUAAGUUAAAAGACAAACAUGAACUUCCUUAUGUAUUUUUAUAGAACUUUGUAAGCAAAAGGGGACUUGUUGAGAAGUCCUGUUUUUAUACCUUGAAGCAAAACAUUACAAUGUAAAAUAAACAAAACCUAUUAUUUUUCUUAAGAAGGUGAUUGGGAAAUGUAGGUAAUGAAACAUUUUUGAAGGUGUGAAAAAGCUUUUGUUUUCUUAAACCAUUCUUAAGACAAUUUUUACAGGCAUUUGACAUUCUGUCAAAGCAAGAAGCGAACUGAAGACUAGCUGCCAUGAAAAAUGUUAUGUUUAUGUAAUAAAAAAAAAAUCUAACUGCCUUUAAAUUUUGUGGUGGCUGUGUUUUGUCAUUUAAGUAUGAAUGUGCCUCUUACAAAUGAGUUUUUGUAUCUAAAUUAAGUGACCUUAAUUUAGAAAAAAAUCUUAAUACCACAAAAUAAAACAAAUAAGAAUGGAUAGUA